CAAAAUGGAACAUCAUUAAGAUGGGCGGUCGGCAGCCGGUGCGCCCCCGCGCCACCUAGAGGAUGGAACUGGCGACCAUCUUAACUCCAAACCCUAACCCUAGACUUAAUCCUUGGCCGCUGAAGUCUCCGGUGAAUUCUUCCUAUCUACGCCCCAAGCACUUCAUUGGAGCCCUGCCACAGCCGGUAUCAUGUUCAUUUUCUUCCAUUUCGGUUCGGCCGUCCUCUUCGGGGCUACAGCCAUCCCUGAGAUACGCAGUGCUCGGGGCUGGUUUUGCUGGUUUAUCUGUGGCUUGGCAUUUGUUGCUGCACAGUCCUAAGGAGUUGCAUGUGUGCAUUGACAUAUAUGAUGAAGUUGGCAUUGGUGGAGGUGCAUCCGGAGUAUCAGGAGGACUACUACACCCGUAUUCCCCAAAAGUUAAGCUUCUCUGGCGGGGUGCAGAGUGCUGGAGAGAGAGUUUGAAGCUUUUAAGCAUUGCAGAAGCAGCAGUUGGGUGCAGCAAAUUGGAAUCAGAAAGUAACUGCUAUACUCAGAGUUCUGAUGGAUUCAUAGUCAGGAGAAGAGGUAUUCUGAGACCAGCAAUCAGCUUGAAGAAUCUUGAUGUACUAAAUGAUAAUGCUCAGAAAUGCCUUGCCAGUUGUAGAAUAGAGUCUAUUGAUAAAGAUGCUGCCCAAGAUCUUGUGCCCAAUUUGUGUGUGCCUUUGAACUCUGCCUUCUACAUGCCUGAAGCUGUAAAUGUUUAUCCUCAACGCUAUCUCAUGGCACUUUUUUUAGCUUGUGAAGAUCUGGCGAAAGACCUGUCAACCCCUGGUUCUGGAAGAAAAGAGUUAAAUUUGCACAAGAAGUCUAUUAAUAACCUUCUUGAAUUUGCAGGGGAGUAUAGCGCAGUAAUUGUUUGUCUAGGUGCUAGAGCAGCAUUUCUUCCAGAACUCUCUGGGAAGCUCCCUCUAAGGACAUGCAGAGGUGUUGUUGCUCGCCUAGAGCUGCCUGAAGAUUCAAGUGGAAGCUAUCCGGACCAUAGCCCAUCAAUCUUGUCAGAUGCAUGGAUUGCUGUGCAGGGGCCUCGCAAUCUAUAUUUAGGAUCAACAUGGGACUGGAAUUCAAGAAAUUAUUUGCCCGAAGUCCCUUCAGAGGAAGCUUCAAAAGCCCUGGAAGAGCUUCUACACAAGGCAUCCGUCAUAUACCCAGCCAUAAAGAAUUGGAACUUCACUGGAGCAAGCGCAGGUCUCAGGGCAAUGCCACCACUCACUCCCCAUGGAUCACUGCCGCUUUUGGGUUGUCUUGAUGAUGAUUUUAUAGGCGGGAAUCUUCCUUCUUGUAAAUACUGGUUAUUGGGAGGGCUCGGUUCAAGGGGUCUGUUGUAUCAUGGUUGGCUAGGAAAACUGAUGGCACAAGCUGUGCUUUCCUGUAACGAAGAUUUGUUACCUUCUGAGCUGACAUCUUGGAAGAUAAAGAAAGCGUGAUAUUGUAAUUACAAGCAAUUUGACGUAAGUUAUAAGCUAUGCCAUUUGGCUUAUUCUCAA
Diospyros lotus (date-plum) is the source of this 1523-nucleotide messenger RNA. RefSeq lists its product as uncharacterized. The transcript has 9 exons. Gene Ontology annotation, molecular function: oxidoreductase activity. Gene Ontology annotation, cellular component: cytoplasm. The record is from RefSeq and is a predicted model, not a curated record. Lineage: Eukaryota; Viridiplantae; Streptophyta; Magnoliopsida; Ericales; Ebenaceae. Bases 63 to 1463 code for a protein of 466 amino acids.